UUUUAAUCGUUGAAGACUGUGCCCGCAGUGAAUAGCAAACACAACUUCCUGGAUACACCACGCUUUUGCAGUGCUGAAGUAUUAAAAAAAACUAUUAUUCUUUAGCAAGUAUGCCACAGAAUGCCAAAGUUGCAGUGUUUUUUGGGCCAUAUGAAGCUUGUGGUUGUGUAAAACAUUACACAGCACGACUAGAGGGGCUGGAGACUGCUCUAAUGAAAGAAGGACAUGAAGUUGAGUUUGAAGAAAUGAAAGAUCUGAACAGUGUAGAACUUUGGGUGAAUGGGGAACGUAUUUAUACUUGUAAAAUACAAGAUUUGGAUUAUGGAGGUGAUGGAAUUCUGGAUGAGAAUGUACAAAAUGCAGUAAAAGCCGUUGAAAAUGCCUUUUGAGUAUGAAUGUGGUGUUCGUAGAGGACUAUAAACAAUUGCAAUAUGUCCAGUAUGUUUCUUGGUGUUUUUCCUUAAGAGUUUAUUUUUACAUUUAUAUCUGUUAAAAUUUGUAUUCGUCAUGUGAUUCAUAAUUAUUAAAUUCUUUUUGUAUACCACUUUAAGUAUAUAUUCACAUGUUGUAUCUUCACUCAUUGAAACAAAACAUGUGCUUUGAUUAAUUGUAUUUGAUAUAAACUUUGUUUUUUUAUAUCUCUGUAUACUCUAUAGUUCAACUUGUAGUCAGUGUAUUAAGUUUCAUACAUUGUUCAUUCACAUGCAUACGUGUGUAGGUUCAACGUUUUAAAUUCUACAUGUAUAUAUAUCAUUAAACACAUUUAUAAAUCUGUACCACUACUGCUUUUUGCAUACUUUUUGAUAGUCCUACUUCAGUUCAUGGACACAGUUAUUAUACCAGUAAGCUUCAAAUGAUAGUGUUAAAGUUUCCAAACAAUAUUAAAUGGGCCACGUUCUGAUUUGUCAAGUAUAGAUCUAUAUGAACAAAUAAUGAGAGAAAAUCAUUUUGUUGUAAAAUAUAUAUAUAAUUCUAUAAAAAAACUUUGAAAGUAAUGAUUAUACAUUGAAAGAACUGUAUAAAAUAAUUAUAAAAUAAUGUUCAUUACUUGAUUUAUAAGCUACAUAUGUAGGUGUGGGAAGGAUGUCAUAAUUAAAAAUGUUUGUAUAUGCAAAAUUAUUUUUGCCGAGGCAAAAUCGAAUUUUGGCUAUGCAAAAUUAUUUUUGCAUAAUUAUUUUUGCAUAGGCAAUAUUCUAUUUUUUCAGGCAAAAUUUGAUUUCUGCAUAGACAAAAUACUAUGGCUAGUGUAGUACAUAUAUCUUCUGUAUGAUAGUUAUAUGUAUCAACUUAUAUUGUAUUUGAUGUUGAAAGUAGAGAGUGUAAUAUGGGAUUCAAUAUAAAUACUGUAUGUGUGAAAUGUUAUGGUGUUAAUGGAAAUAAAGUCAAUACCACUGAAA
Pecten maximus is the source of this 1397-nucleotide messenger RNA. RefSeq names its product UPF0728 protein-like. The transcript is spliced from 4 exons. Lineage: Eukaryota; Metazoa; Mollusca; Bivalvia; Pectinida; Pectinidae. The record is from RefSeq and is a predicted model, not a curated record. The coding region runs from base 111 to 389 and encodes 92 amino acids.